AUGUUUUCUCAAACAUUAUUAAAAUUGUAUAAAAUAAAUAUUCUUAGAGAUAGAAAUAGGUAUUUUACAACCAAAUUCCUUAGUGAGCAUUCUGGAUGGCAUUUAAAAGUAUCACUGUGUUUGGAAAGGCAACCUCUCCAAUACACAGAAAAUGAAAUCGAUAAACUAUUUAGAGAAUUCUCAGAAUUAUGGGCUUUUAAAACUAAAAAUACGCUCAGGAUUCCAUCACUUUCAACAAUUGAACGUAAAAUAACACACAAACUUGAGAGAUCUAAAGAAUCGCCAACAAAGUCACCUGUUACAGAUACACCUGAAUCAAAGAAGGAAAUAACUCAAGAAGAUGAUUUGGAGUCUUUACUAAGCUCAGAAUUAGAUUUAAAUUUGUUACCUAGGAGGUCCAGAAGAGUGUUGGACAAAGAUAAAACUGAAAAGGUUUCUAAAGUACAAUCAGAUGAUGAUUUGCAUAAUUUAAAAAGAUUCCCCAAAAGUUGGUUAUUUUUUCUAAUAAAAUACAAGGACUCACCCUGGUCAUUACCAGUUACUGACCUUUACUAUGGUGAUUCAAUUAGAGAGACCCUUUUCCGUCUAUGUGAUGAACAAAUUUCUAACACUUACAGGCCCUACUUUCUGGGCUACUCACCCUUCACAUAUCAGCAGUUGCCUUUGCCAACACACAGAAACUCAAGAUUUUCAUCAAAAGAAUCAGAAAUAGAAGGAGAAAAGAUUUUUUACUAUAGAGCUAGGCAUAUCUCUUCUACCGAGAUUGGAGACUUAGUAACUGAUGGUGUUGAAGACUUUGCAUGGUGUACAUUCGACGAACUUGUAUCAAAGUUGGAUAGAUCAAAGUUCCAUAAGGUUAUAAACUCACUUCCAAUAUUUAACGAUAUUUGAUGCAACAUGUAAUAUAUACAACAUUAAUGUAGUAUAAU
This is a messenger RNA of Theileria parva strain Muguga, 929 nucleotides long. Its product is annotated as 39S ribosomal L46 family protein. The record is from RefSeq and is a predicted model, not a curated record. NCBI's taxonomy places the organism in Eukaryota, Apicomplexa, Aconoidasida, Piroplasmida, Theileriidae. Gene Ontology annotation, molecular function: structural constituent of ribosome. The transcript is spliced from 4 exons. Gene Ontology annotation, cellular component: mitochondrial large ribosomal subunit. Bases 1 to 891 code for a protein of 296 amino acids.